AUGGCAGCGAAGCGCAAGGCGACCGCGCCGACUGGCGGCAGUUCGAAGAGGGUGGCGUCCGGCGUGAACACGCCCAUCAGCAUAGCCAGCAGUGACGACGAGUACACGGAGCCCACGGCGGAUGAGGUUGCGGAACAGGAGGAAAUGCGAAUGCUGGUCGAGCGCUUCCAACGCUCCAAGAAGGUUGCGGCUCCCGGCUUCAGGAGGUCAGAUGCCCUCUCCAGCCACUUUCAUGGCCAUGACUACUCGAGCCUGGACCUGAAGAAGGAGCAUACCGACCGCCCGCUCUGGGUCACUCCCGAGGGCAAGAUUAUCCUAGAAAGUUUCUCUCCUUAUUUCAAGACUGCCGAGCGUUUCCUCAUCAACAUCGCCGAGCCUCAAUCGCGUGUGUCCCUCAUGCAUGAAUACUCUCUCACCGCCAACAGCCUGUUCGCUGCCGUCUCGGUCGGUCUCUCGACGGACGAGAUCAUCAACCAGCUUGAGAAGCUGUCCAAGACGCCCCUGGACGACGAGGUCAAGGAUUUCAUCAUCCAAUCCACAAAGUCGUUCGGCAAGGUCAGGCUGGUCUUGAAACAGACCAAGUACUUCGUCGAGAGUUCUGAUCCCGACAUUCUCCGUACCCUACUGCGAGAUUCCAUCAUCGGUCCAUGCAGAAUAGACAACACCGAAGGCUUGAUGAAGACGACGGCUGCCAAGAAGGGAGACCUGGUUAUCCCUGGUACCAACAUGGCCGCCGGUGCCAAGCAGGCCGCCCAGGCACAGCCCCAGCCGGAAGACGCUGAUCAGAUGAUGAACGUGCUCAGGGAGGAAGAUGACGAUGAGGAAGAAGACCAGGUCCAUUCCUUCCAGAUAGACGGACCUAGCGUGCAGACCGUUUCGAAGCGCUGCCGAGCAAUCGGGUUGCCACUGACUGAGGAGUACGAUUUCCGCAAUGAUUUCGCCAACGCCAAUCUGGAAAUUGACAUCCGGCCUGGUGUUGAGAUUCGGCCGUAUCAAGAACAAGCUCUUACCAAGAUGUUUGGUAACGGACGUGCUCGUAGUGGAAUCAUCGUCUUGCCCUGCGGUGCUGGCAAAACCUUGGUCGGUAUCACAGCUGCAUGUACCGUGAGGAAGGGCUGCAUCGUGCUUUGCACAAGUACCAUGUCUGUGUUGCAGUGGCGUGAUGAGUUCAUUAAAUGGUCCAACAUCAACCCCAGCGACAUUGCCGUCUUCACUGCUGAACAGAAAGACUUCUUCUCGGGCAACACGGGUGUUCUGAUAUCCACGUACAACAUGAUUGCCAUGAACCGGACCAGAUCGUACGACUCGCAGAAGGUCAUGGACUUCAUCACACAGAGAGAAUGGGGUCUGAUGGUUCUCGACGAGGUGCACGUCGUGCCCGCAGAAAUGUUCAGUCGAGUCACGCACGCUGUACCCUCACACGCGAAGCUUGGUCUCACGGCCACUUUGCUCCGUGAGGAUGACAAGAUUGUGGACUUGAACUUCCUCAUCGGCCCCAAGCUGUACGAGGCCAACUGGCAAGAGUUGUCUGAAAACGGCUUCAUUGCCAAGGUCAUCUGCUCGGAAGUCUGGUGUCAAAUGACGACAGAGUUCUAUGCCGAGUACUUGAAGGCCAAGACAGUGAACAAGAAGUCACUCCUCUACACGAUGAACCCUCGCAAGUUCCAAGCAGCGCAAUUCCUCAUCGACUACCACGAAAAGAGAGGUGACAAGACAAUUGUCUUCUCCGACAACGUGUACGCCUUGAAAGCAUACGCAAGGAGACUCAACAAGGCCUUUAUUUACGGCGGUACUUCCAACCAGGAGCGGCAGACGGUUCUGCAGAACUUCAUGUACAACGAGGAUGUCAAGACCAUCUUCCUCUCCAAAAUUGGAGACACGUCUCUUGACUUGCCCGAAGCAACGUGCCUCAUCCAGAUUUCGUCGCACUACGGUUCACGACGUCAAGAGGCUCAGCGUCUAGGCCGUAUUCUACGAGCCAAGCGUAGGAACGAUGAAGGGUUCAACGCCUUCUUCUAUUCGCUCGUCUCGAAGGAUACAACCGAAAUGUUCUAUUCUUCGAAGCGACAGGCAUUCCUUGUGGACCAGGGUUACUCUUUCCGUGUCAUCACUCGGCUCCAGGGCAUCGAAAACCUCCCUGGGCUUGUGUACGCCACUCCGCAAGAGCGUCGAGAACUUCUCACGGACGUCAUGCUGCAGAACGACGUUGCGGGUGAGGUGGAGAAGAACGAUGGAGAUCUUUUCGAUAGGAAACACGGCAAUAGGUUCAAGAAGGGAGUCCGUCGCACUGCUGGAACGCUGAGCGAGCUGAGCGGUGGUCAGGACAUGGCGUACAUGGAGUACAACAGAGACAAGAACAAGGAGCUGCGGGCAUCUGGCAACCAGACGCUCAAGAAGCUCAAGCGCAGUCUUGGAAAGCAGAACAAGCGGGCGCUUCCUAUGUAG
Molecule: messenger RNA, 2445 nt
Organism: Lasiodiplodia theobromae
Lineage: Eukaryota; Fungi; Ascomycota; Dothideomycetes; Botryosphaeriales; Botryosphaeriaceae
Product: DNA repair helicase Rad25
Exons: 1
Coding region: 1-2445 (814 amino acids)
Biological process (GO): nucleotide-excision repair; transcription initiation at RNA polymerase II promoter
Cellular component (GO): nucleotide-excision repair factor 3 complex; transcription factor TFIIH holo complex; transcription preinitiation complex
Molecular function (GO): 3'-5' DNA helicase activity; ATP binding; hydrolase activity
Source: RefSeq, a predicted model, not a curated record